This is a messenger RNA of Colletotrichum costaricense, 381 nucleotides long. RefSeq names its product HpcH/HpaI aldolase. NCBI's taxonomy places the organism in Eukaryota, Fungi, Ascomycota, Sordariomycetes, Glomerellales, Glomerellaceae. The transcript is spliced from 5 exons. Gene Ontology annotation, molecular function: aldehyde-lyase activity. The record is from RefSeq and is a predicted model, not a curated record. Gene Ontology annotation, cellular component: cytoplasm. The coding region runs from base 1 to 381 and encodes 126 amino acids.
AUGCUGGAGAUAGUCAAGGCACGCUCUUCCGCGUUCCCAUUGUUCACCUCAUUCGCCCACGUCUGUAUUGCAGUGGUCAACGACGAUGUCCUCAUCAUGCCCAUGAUCGAGACCAGAGAAGGUGUUGAAAACGUAGAAGCCAUCGCCGCCGUGCCGGACAUCGAUGCCUUGUUCAUCGGCUGCGCAGAUCUCUGCAUGGAGCUCGCAGUCCCUGGGCAAUACGACUCCGAAAUCUUCCACUCUACCGUUGCCAAAAUCGCCAACGCAGCAGAGAAGGCGAGCGUAGAUGGACGAAAGGUGUUCGUGGGACUCGGCGGGCUGGAACCGAGACCAGACCUCCUGGAGGCACUGGCGAAACGGCGUGAUACUAUUCGGCCGUGA